Messenger RNA from Chironomus riparius, 2686 nucleotides. The record is from the annotation of a GenBank genome assembly. NCBI's taxonomy places the organism in Eukaryota, Metazoa, Arthropoda, Insecta, Diptera, Chironomidae.
UCACACUUAUGCAUUCUUCCUUCUUUUGUCAUUUCUUUACUUUUCCUGAGCAAAUAAAGUACGUGAUCUUCGACAAUUGUUUCAUUAUGUUAGUUAUCUUUACUCUUUUUUUGUUUAUGUCUAAUAACUUUUCGUCUCUUUGCUCUAGUCCCUCUCUCAGAAUUUUUGAUUUUUUAUAACAUACUGAGAGGUUUAGAAGCAAAAUAACAUUCGAGCUGUAUGGAAGGAAUUCUCAAUUUAUUUUAUGGAAGCAAAUUUUUUUUUAAGAAAUAGUUUAUUGCGUUGCUGGUGGUUUGUUGCAUUGUUUAUGUCAAUAAACAAAGUUUUAGUCAGGUAUCUAAACUUACUAGUCAGGUACAGUUUUUUGCCGGUGAUUGACGCAAUUUUUAAUGCUGAAGUUGCUUUCAAAAAUAUUUAAUUAUUUUGUAUGUUAGAAAUCACUGAAGCUUUCAACGAAAACGACAAACUUCCAACACUGGAAGAAGCACCAGAUUACACUAAUUUGAAGCCGUCUUUAGUUAUGCCAAUAUUGAUUCCAGCUCCAGAAAUAUUCGGAAACUUAAGGAAACAAACUUUAAAAAGGGAACAAGCCCAAGAAAACCAUUUGCCAUUCAGGAAAAGAAGGCAGUCACUUUAUUUUGACUUCAAUAGUAUUUCAGCCAAUAGUGAGAAGUUCUCUGAAUCUUCUUCUGAAGUCAUUAAGCCAACCAAGAAAUUUACACCACGAGUUAAAGUAACUCAAGAAGAUUUUAAAAGAGUAUUAAACAUCGGAUUUUGCUGCCAUACUAAGGAUAAUUUGUCAUUUAAAUGCUAUUCAGAGUGGUGCAAUUUUAAAACGAAAUCUAAGGAUAUAUUCGUUAAACACAUUCGUGAUCACCACAAAACUGAUAUUGAAUUUUAUAAAUAUAGCUUUUGCCAUCUUUGCCAAACCUCGAUUAAAACAAAGAAUCUUGAAGAAGAAUUUUAGCAUAUGGAUAACUUUCAUCUCAAAAAGGCUGUAAUAAUUUUGAACAAGGAAAAGAAUUUAAAGUUUAUUAAAAAUUGCGACAUAAUUAAAAAUAUUAAGUUUGAACAGGAAGAGGAAAUUGUAGGGACAAUUGAAAGUUUUGAAGAAUCUCGAAAACAAGAGAAGUGCAUCAAUAUGGAACCAAAGAAUCUAUAUGAGUCGGAAAUUGCAAAUGGAACUAAAGACAAAACUUUAAAUGGAUGCAAAUCAAGCAGUCCUAAACAGUUUCAGAUCAUUGGUUCCCCAAAAUGUCAAAUGGAUAGAAAACGUAAAAUAUCUUUAAGAAUUGACACUGUCGAGUCUUUGAGUUCUCAAAAUGGGCAAUCAAAUCAAAGUGGAUCAUCUGAGGAUUCAUCACCAAAACAAGCCCAUCGGGAUCUAAAACGAACGAAGGAUAAACUAAGUUUAAAGCCAAAGAUUCACAAGAAAGGAAAUAGUUCCAAUCCUUUAAAAAAUUUAGAGAUUAUACCUAUAAAAAGAUCUGAUACUAAUGUUCAAAAUUCAUCUCAUUCCAAUUGUAAAGAACAUGCUCAAAUUCGUUUUCCAAGUUCAACUGUUGCUAGAGUUGAAUGUAUAUCAACUUCAUCAAGCAAGAUGCAACCUAUGUCACCCAUACCAUCGACACUCUCUCAAAAGCAAGUGCCAAAAAAUUUGAAAAUUUUCCGAGGACUAGAUUUAAUGUGUUGGGAAAUUGAUCCCAAAAAAAUAAGGUCGAAUGAAAAAUAUGAAAUAGCAUAUAGAAAUAUGACCAAAAAGUAUCCAUUAAUUGCUCUUUUUAAAUGUAUGGGUAAAAAAUGCUCAUAUGCUACAGACGAUCCAUUAAAAAUGUUGAAUCAUUAUUCGAUCCAUGAUUAUGACAUAAAGAAACAAAGUGAUGAAAUUAUUAAUAAAUACAAGACUGAGAGGAAAACUGUUUUUGAUAGUCACGAAAAGAAUAAGCUUAAACUUAAAGAGUCUGAAGAGCUUAUAGCUAUUUACGACCACUUCCUUUGCUGUUCUUAUUGUCACAUAAGAGAGAAAGAUUCAAAAACUCUUGUGCAUCAUAUCAAUGAUAUUCAUCGCAAAGACAUUUAUCAAUGUGGAUUUUGUUUCUUCAGAAGCUGUUCAAAGGAGACAAGCUUGGAGCAUUGGGAGAAGUCACAUAAAAAUAAAGUAAUUUUAAUCUACGAAUGUCUUGGAAUAGAAAAGCUCCAAUUAGCUAGAAAAAAAGUCAUGGAGCGGCUAUUGGAGAAGCGGAAGAUAAAUGUAGUUCCUCUAAUGUGUAAAGUUUGUCAAGUUGGAUUUUAUCCUUUGAAAGAAUUUCUUGAGCAUUGUGAAAAAAAUCAUCGUACUGAGCAUGAGAGGAUACAAGUUGAAAAGUGUCUUCAUAUUUUAGAUCAAGCUUUCAAAGCAAAUGGUUAUGGAAUGUAUCAGUGUUUAUAUUGCGUCCAUGGGUGUCAUAAAGAAGCAAAAAUGGUAAGUCAUCUAAUCCAACAUCCGAGUGAAUUUGGAUUUUAUUGUAUGAGGCAACCAGAAAUGUCAAGUGAUGAUCCCAACUUUUAUCACUCAAUCGAAUCAACGAGAAUUGUGGAGGUCCAUAAAGAGGUGAGCAUUAUGGAAUUUAAUGAGAAACCAGAGUCAUUAAAUUGUAAAAAUUAUAAAGAAAUAAUAGACAGUGAUCUUCUAAAGAUGCUACAAUAG